AUGAGACGAUUAUUCAGUAAACGCACAAAUGAAAAAGUUGAUGCUGUCAUCGAUCCGUACACUUUUGAUGAAGACAACAGCAGAAAUGAUCACACACAAGAAAUACUAAUGGGUCACACAAAUGGCUCCGCAUAUCAAGACAUCUCAAUCGGAGCAAGUAGAAGACGACCUGUACUUCGACGCAUGAUGAGCUUGGAAUCGGAUUUUCGCAUUAGUCGUGUGGAUCUUUCACCUCUUACGCAAGACGAUGCAAAAGUGCCAGCGCAAUCUGAAAUCACGAAUGUUCCUCAUGAAAUCACAAACGAUCUUCAGAAGCCUCACGAGCCCAUUCGCCGCCAAAACUCGACCAUCUCCUUUGCGCACCCUUACGCCGCUGAAUCUGAGAACUUCCGUGAUAUUUCUUCUGCAGCUAGAGCUUAUUUGCCCAAUAGCACUUCCUUUCUCACAACUACCACAAGUGAUGCUCGAUUAUACAAUGGUCAGAUGAGCAGCAAGCCAUCUUCUUUUCAGCUAAGUAGCAAGCCUAGCGGAGAAAUGAACUCGUGGCCAUCAAGUAUUCUCAUGCACCCACUCAACACGAUAUCACAGAAAGCAAAUGCCAGUUCUCCAAUUCGUCGAAAGGUACCACCUUCCGACCAGAUCAGUUGGAGAGAAUCGCUAGAACAACAGCUCGGCUUAGAAAGUGAGAUCGAUAAGCAGGAUUCAUUUUACAACUUGGAUCAUUUCUCUGACCAUGACAUUGUUUCAAAAGAUGCUGUCAGAUCAAGCACUCUUGCUAUGCACCGAAAACGUUCGGUUCCUGUUUUGAGAGGCGUAUCACAUGCAAACCGACAACGACAGUCUAUGCUCGUCUCUUUGGCACAGAAUGAGCCAGAAGUUGACGAAUUUGGACAAUUGAUUACACCGCCCGCCAGCAGACUAAAACCUUACUCGACCAAAGUGGUGGCAAAAGCUGGCGUAUCUACCCAAAAUGACCCGGAGCCUGGUUUAUUUUCUUCUCAAAGAUCCGCAAAAACUACCAGAGCAAGCAACAACCGUGACACGUUUGGCAUUCUCAUUGGAGGGCGUAAAGAGACUUCGCCAGAUCUACCGUGUAGCCUGCCACAAACGCCACCGAGGAUUGGCGCCAUGGCUUGUCCGCCCACACUUGGCUUAGAUACGCCAGCAUUGAUUGGCACACAAAGCACAUUUGGUGAAACGCCUCAAAGGGAAAUUAGAAGAGAUUUUCUGCAUACGUCCAUCUCUUCCUCAAGAUCAACGAGGAGUAGAUUGCGCAUGAAUGAUGCAAAGGAGAUCGUUUUACAGCCUUCUCCACAUUCGAGCACAUUUCGAUUUCCUGCUCUGUGUAUAGCUGCAAUGGACAGAGCGGAAGCAAUGGCAGAAGCUCUUGCUUCACCACAUUAUACAGAUAGAGCACAGCUAGGUAACCAUUCACCUUCGAUUUCUCUCGCCUCAGCUCGUUUUGAACGACCGUCGACUGCUGCUUCACAAGUAUCGGAAGAGCAAGAUCAUGCUAUGCAAGUCUUACUUGGCUCUCCUAUAAAGCUGACGAGCGAAGAGCCUGGAGGUGCACAAUCAAAUUUGAAGAGCAGAUUCAGUUCUUCGUCGGACUCGUCUUUUGUACAUUGUGAGUCCUCUGAUGAAGAGAGCAAAAUUGAAGCUCCCGAAAGAACUUUGAUGAAGGAAGCAAAAAGUGAUACGCACAUCAUCAUGAUGGACAGGUCUAGAAAGCCACGCUCGCUCUUUGAGAGUGAGAGCAUGCCGACUGUCAAGCUGGAAGCGAUUGAUCAACUCCCAGUGACGCCGCCAAAGCGAGCGGUAGAAAUCGUCAAGGCGGACAAAGAGGAAGCUCAAAGGCCAGAUGUUGAACGCGCAAGUCUUGCUGUAACAAAACCAGUUCCAAAGAGUAGUCUUGUGGUUUCAAGCAUUAUCGAGCAGCAAGAAGAGGUAAUGCAAAGAUUAAGGAGGAGCAGCAAAUGGAGUCCCGCUAAUAUCAAAGGACUUUCCCCUACCUUGGAAGCGAGAUCACGUUCUUCUUGGACAUGGGCUGCCUCCACUGAUGUGGAACUGGACUUGCCGAGUGAUCAAGAAGUCCAAGAUCCCUCAAGCAUGGAUAAAUGCGUGGAUUGGGAUUGCAAUGCUGUGUCUUAUGACGCAAAUGCAGCUCUCAAUCCGAUUGUAGAUGUAAAUCGCAAGCCAAGCUCUUUAACAUGCAGUGAAUCGCAGACCAAAGCAAGCUCAGACGGAAGCCAUGACGCAAAAACUCAAAAGAAGUCAUACAUGGUUGAUAAGGCCGUACAGACAGACGCUUGUCCACCUCCACGACCAGUUCGUAAUGAAGCACGAAGAGUGGACUCGAAAAAGACUCAGAAAGCUGUGACUCCAAUCAAGCCUCCAGACAUUUGCAUCUUGCUUGCUUCACCGCGAAGAGGUGACGAUCAGAAUCCACUGGAUGGCUUGAGCUUGAACGUUGGGUUGGGCAUUGUCUCAAACGAAGAGGAUCCCAAUGAAGGCACAAUGGAUGAAUCUUUAUUGACACCUAGGGCUAUUGAAGAUCCAAUUCCCAUACACGAAGGAUCAAAUACGACUCUCGAGAUUUUCGAUCAAGAAAUGGAUGCGUUAAUUCAAACACUUUCUUCAACAUUUACGCCAAUCGCUAAAAAGUACAAUGGCAUUCCUCUGACAUCGGUGAGUGAAGAAGGUUCGACGGAAGUACUCGAUUCUCCACCUUUGUCAUCAUCUACUACCGUGACAAUCUUACAAGCACCACGAGAGAGCACAACAACGGCCACCAUUGAAGCAAUGAUUGAGCAAUUGCGAGUUGCACAACGUACGCCCGAAAGAUUGGUAUUAAACAAAGGUGGAAGAAGACACGAAAAUAGAGCACAGCAGGAUUAG
Molecule: messenger RNA, 2898 nt
Organism: Meira miltonrushii
Lineage: Eukaryota; Fungi; Basidiomycota; Exobasidiomycetes; Exobasidiales; Brachybasidiaceae
Exons: 2
Coding region: 1-2898 (965 amino acids)
Source: RefSeq, a predicted model, not a curated record